AUCAAACUUAGAUUUGGUGAAUCCAGCUAAUCAUUAACUGAAAGAUAGAAAACUUAGCGACAUAAGAGAGAGAGAGCUGCAGAAAGAAAUAAUCUUUUUCCUCGUUUUGAAUCGUUUUCUUCUUGCUAAAGCUGAUCAAAUUUUGGUUUUUGAAGUGGUAUCUUUCCUUUUUUUCUUGUAUCGGGCAUCAAAGAGAAUGGUAAGGCUAAUGAGGAGCUGCAUGCAAUCAAUACUGAAGUUGUUGAAUUCUGUGAUAGGGAUGGUUGGGUUAGGAAUGAUUUUAUAUGCAGUCUGGCUUAUAAGGGUUUGGCAGAGAGAAAUGGGUGACUUUCCCUUUGAGGAUGAUUCUGAUAACCCUGCUCCUUGGUUCAUUUAUACUUUCCUUGGCCUCGGAGUCACAUUGUGUGUGAUUACAUGCGUAGGUCAUGUUGCUGCAGAAACUGCUAAUGGUUGUUGCCUUUAUCUAUAUAUGUUGUUUGUCUUCGUCCUCUUUAUGCUGGAGGCUGGAGUGAGCGCUGAUGUAUUUCUAAACAGGGACUGGGAAAAGGACUUUCCAAAGGAUCCAACAGGGAGCUUUAAUCAGUUCAAAGAUUUCAUCAGGUCAAACUUUGAGAUUUGCAAAUGGAUGGGCUUAUCAAUUGUGUCUGUCCAGGGGUUGUCCUUCCUACUAGCAUUGAUACUCAAAGCUCUUGGGCCACACCAAUAUUGUGACAGUGAUGAUGAAUUUACUCCAGACAGGGUUCCACUCCUAAAUAAUGCUGCUAUUCCUCCUCCUUAUGUUGUCGGUAGCCCUGUUGUGGGAUCUAGAAAUGAUGCAUGGAGUAUAAGGAUUAAUGAAAAGGUGAACCAGUCAAGCAGGUGAUGGGAUUUGCCUGAGGCUGGGUUUGGUUAUAUUAAAGAAUAGGAACUCAAGGGGCAAGAAGCUUAGUACCGGAAGCUGUUAAAAGCUCAGAUGAAUAUCAAACGUCAAAAAGAAGCAUACAGCCCUUUUACUGUUGGGGUAUCUGUCAGCCUGUAUAUGUGUCAUUCCAUUUAAUGGGUACAUGCACAAUUUGUGGAAGCAUCACAUACUUAUUGUUUAUAUUAUGUGAAUGACGAGGUCUUUAUACAUAAAUUGUUGUAUAUCUGCAGUUUGGUAUAAGAUUUGAAAGUUCUGUGAAAUACAAAGAUAAGUUGCAUGAGUUGUAAAUUAAUUUGAAUCAAUCUCUUUCUGCAA
This is a messenger RNA of Ricinus communis (castor bean), 1216 nucleotides long. Its product is annotated as tetraspanin-19. Gene Ontology annotation, cellular component: membrane. The record is from RefSeq and is a predicted model, not a curated record. Lineage: Eukaryota; Viridiplantae; Streptophyta; Magnoliopsida; Malpighiales; Euphorbiaceae. Bases 197 to 862 code for a protein of 221 amino acids. The transcript is spliced from 6 exons.